AUGUCUGCAAACCGAGCUGUUUCUCCACGAGAAGACGCGCAAAAGGUCUUCCAAGUACUGCGAGCUGGGGGUAUUGCAAUUCUGCCUUUGAAUGUCGGAUACGGGAUUGUUGCAGCAGACCCCAAUGCUCUCAAUCGCAUUUUCACGGUGAAGAAGCGCAGACAGCACAAGAGACAUGCUAUGAUAGGGAGCUUUACUCUCCAUCGAGAGAUACACUCUCUUCCCCAAUAUGAGGCAGAUAUGGUCAAGCUUUUGACUGUCGAUCUGGAUCUUCCCCUCGGGGUUGUUGCACCAUACCGUGCCGACCAUCCAAUGAUGAAGAGGCUCGGGCCCAAUACAUUGCUACAAAGUACCAUUGGAGACACGUUGGCAAUGCUUGUCAAUGGAGGGCAGCUACAGGAAGAACUUUCUCAGCUGGCUUUCCAGGCAGGUCUUGCUAUUUUGGGUUCGUCCGCAAAUCUGACUGGUACAGGGGCCAAGAUACUUGUGGAUGACAUUGAACCGGAAAUUAAAGCGUCAGCAGAUAUCAUUAUUGACUAUGGGCGCCAAAAAUAUAGCAAUCCCCACCCGUCAUCAACUAUGAUAGACUUUAAAAACCGGAGAUUGUUGCGGAUUGGUGCCUGUUACGAUGUGAUACAAGAUGCACUGUUGAAGUUCUUCGGCAUCGACUUGCCUGAUGAUCCAGGAAGACAUGUUUCAUUUCCGGGCCAUACAAUAGCCCCAAAGCUGCAAUGGUGA
Messenger RNA from Penicillium argentinense, 738 nucleotides. RefSeq lists its product as uncharacterized. Gene Ontology annotation, cellular component: cytoplasm. NCBI's taxonomy places the organism in Eukaryota, Fungi, Ascomycota, Eurotiomycetes, Eurotiales, Aspergillaceae. Gene Ontology annotation, biological process: regulation of translational fidelity. The transcript has a single exon. Bases 1 to 738 code for a protein of 245 amino acids. Gene Ontology annotation, molecular function: double-stranded RNA binding; tRNA binding; nucleotidyltransferase activity. The record is from RefSeq and is a predicted model, not a curated record.